UCUGUUUCAGUAACGUUUCAGUCAAGUUCUGUAUGGGCCGCGGAAGGUGUAGCAGGUCAGAGAUGAAGAGGCAUCGGGAGUUCUUUGUCGUCAUAGUUACCUGGAUCCUCAGUGGAGAAUUACAGCACGUCUGUGGAUGUGGUGGGAACUUCACGGGCAUCACCGGCGCCUUCACGUCCCCCAACUACCCACAGAGAUACAGCAACAAACUUCACUGCACUUACAUCGUCGAUGCAGGAGCAACGUUGAUCACGCUCGUGUUUGAAGAGUUCAACAUACAGAACUAUAAUGAUUAUGUCCACGUCUACGAUUCUGCUGGAAAUCGUUUGAGCCGUCUACAAGGAAACAGACGAGGUUACAUCGUCCAGUCCGCUGUCCUCUAUCGUGUUGAGUUUCGUACGAAUCACCGGGGCACAAGAAAAGGAUUUAAGGCUGUAUGGGCAAAGACCAUAACGGAACACGCCAGGUACGGAGGUUAUGCCACUCUGUCCUGGAAUCUGCCACAGCCUGGAAUCAGGGAGUUCACUGUGUGGAACAACAGUUCGGGAGAAUACAUACUUCACAUCACUAACUACAACAACGUCAGUGCCGCCAGUGAGAAGUUGGCGUCCAGGAUAGACUUCAUCGGGAGUAUAACACCAUCAGGUACAGGACUGUUUAGGUUUGUCAUUCGCGAUAUUAUUUGGGAAGAUGCAGGUCGUUACGAGUGUUACAGAGGCUCCAUGAGUGGAAGAGGAGCUAGGAUCCCUCACUGUGGGCAGGAGCUGACUGUACUGGGAUGUGGUGGACACUUUAACACAGUCACAGGUUCCAUGACCUCACCCAAAUACCGGGACAGCAGAAAGGUGCGACUUUCAUGCAUAUACACUAUCAACGCUGGGUCAACCUCCAUCACACUUGUGCUUGAGGAGAUGAGCACGAGGGGCUAUCUCAGGGUUGUUGAUGCCUCUGACAAUACGCUUGAAUUACUGUAUGGGAACAACACUGGAUAUAUCAUGCAGUCCGCUACGUACUACCGUAUUCUCUACAACGAAUACGAACCGAGCAAAGGAUUCAGAGCAACAUGGUCAGUUACCACAAGAGAGCACGCCAGGUACGGAGGCUAUGCCACUCUGUCCUGGAAUCUGCCACAGCCUGGAAUCAGAGAGUUCACCGUGUGGAACAAUGAUAGGGGGAAGUGUAUACUUCACAUCACUAACUACAACAAUGUCAGCAUUGCCAGUGAAGAGUUGUCAUCUAAAGUGAAAUUCACUGGCAAUAUCACAUCCUCUGGAACAGGGCUGAUGCGAUUUAUUAUCACUGGUGUCAGAUGGGAAGAUGAAGGCCAGUAUGUUUGUUACAGAGGUCCACGGGCUUUCAGAGGGACCAGGAUAUCCAAGUGUGGACAAGAGUUGGAACUGCUUGGUGGUUGCGGCGGUUACUACAGCGCGGUAUCGGGUUCGUGCACCUGUUCCAAUGUUUCGUGCGACUACAAUGGAGAGUGUGUCUACAUCAUUGACGCCGGAUCAGCUCUACUUACGUUGGUUCUUGACUAUUUCACAACUCCAAGCUCUUUAGGACGUAUCAAGGUAUACGACGUAUCCGGAAAGCUCCUGGCUGCGUUACAAGGAGACAAGAUAGGAUACACCCUACAGUCAUCCACGUACUACCGGAUCCAGGUCGAUUGCUGUGAUUAUGAAUCGCCGAACAAAUUCAAAGCAACAUGGUCAGAGACCAUAACGGAACACGCCAGGUACGGAGGUUAUGCCACUCUGUCCUGGAAUCUGCCACAGCCUGGAAUCAGAGAGUUCACUGUGUGGAACAACAGUUCGGCAGAAUACAUACUGCACAUCACUAACUACACCAACGUCAGUGCCGCCAGUGAGAAGUUGGCGUCAAGGAUAGACUUCAUCGGGAGUAUAACACCAUCAGGUACAGCGCUGUUUAGGUUUGUCAUCCAGGACGUCACUGGAGCUGAUGCAGGUCGUUACGAGUGUUACAGAGGUUCCAUGGUUGCAAGAGGAGCUAGGAUCCCUCACUGUGGGCAGGAGCUGACUGUACUGGGCUGCGGUGGGCACUACAACACGCCUUCAGGAUCCUUCACAUCUCCCAACUACCCUGGGGAAUACAACAACAGUCUGUCAUGCAUCUACACUAUAGACGCUGGGUCUACAUUAGUGACGCUGGUAUUUGAAAACUUUCUGACCGAGAAAUUUGAAGACUUUGUUCAGGUCUACGAUGCCUCCAAAAACCUUCUGGCGUAUCUCCAUAAAAACAGAACGGGGUAUGUGCUCCAGUCGGCCAUUUACUACUACGUCAAUUUCACUACAAAUGAUUAUGGUGCACGAAAGGGCUUCAGAGCAACAUGGACAGAGACCAUAACGGAACACGCCAGGUACGGAGGCUAUGCCACUCUGUCCUGGAAUCUGCCACAGCCUGGAAUCAGAGAGUUCACCGUGUGGAACAAUGACAGGGGGAAGUGUAUACUUCACAUCACUAACUACAACAAUGUCAGCAUUGCCGGUGAAGAGUUGUCAUCUAAAGUGAAAUUCACUGGCAAUAUCACAUCCUCUGGAACAGGGCUGAUGCGAUUUAUUAUCACUGGUGUCAGAUGGGAAGAUGAAGGCCAGUAUGUGUGUUACAGAGGUCCACGGGCUUUAGAUGGGGAGAGGAUACCCAACUGUGGACAAAAACUAGAUGUGUCUGGUUGUGGCGGGUACUUUAGCACAACCCCAGGCGUGAUUUUCUCACCAAACUACCCCGGCAAAUACGGCAAUUACCUGACUUGUACCUACAUAAUUGACGCAGGAUCAACCCUAGUUACAUUGGUUUUUGAAGAUUUCCUUACUUACAACAGCGAAGAUUAUGUCAAGGUACACGAUGCGUACAAUAAUCUCCUGGCCCAUCUCACAGGCAACCAAACAGGGUACAUUGUUCAGUCUGCCUCUUACUACAAUGUUUACUUCAAUACCAUCAGAUUUAAUAAAGGGAAUGGAUUCAAAGCCAGAUGGUCAAACACCACAACUGAGCACGCCAGGUACGGAGGUUAUGCCACUCUGUCCUGGAACCUGCCACAGCCUGGAAUCAGAGAGUUCACAGUGUGGAACAACAGUUCGGCAGAAUACAUUCUACACAUCACUAACUACACCAACGCCAGUGCCGCCAGUGAGAAGUUGGCGUCCAGGAUAGACUUCAUCGGGAGUAUAACACCAUCAGGUACAGGGCUGUUUAGGUUUGUCAUCCAGGACGUCACUGGAGCUGAUGCAGGUCGUUACGAGUGUUACAGAGGCUCCAUGGUUGCAAGAGGAGCUAGGAUCCCUCACUGUGGGCAGGAGCUGACUGUGCUGGGAUGCGGCGGGUUCUAUAACACAACUUCCGGCUUCUUCAUCUCCCCCUACGUCUACAGCUGGUAUGAAACACAUCUGCCUUGCUCCUACACCAUUGACGCCGGAACAACGUUAGUGACGCUUGUGUUGGAAAACUUGGAAACUCAUGUUCACGACGUCAUCAAGGUGUAUGACAAGUCCCACUCACGCCUGGCGUAUCUCAGCUACAAGUGGACGAGGCACAUCCUUCAGUCGGCCACGCUCUACAGGAUCUGGUUUAUAAAAAGGCCAAGGUUUAAAGCCGCAUGGUCAGUGACUACGACGGAACAUGCAAGAUACGGAGGGUACGCCACUCUGUCGUGGCCCCUACCAACACCUAGUGUUGAAGAGUUCACCGUGUGUAACAGUGCAUCGUCAGCGUGCCUCCUUCAUGUCACGGGCUACGUGGAUACUGCCAACUUAUCAUCCAGGGUGAGAUCUAUGGGCAGGUCGUCUUCAUCAGGGUCGGGACAGUUCCGAUGGCUGCUGUAUAAUGUCACGUGGCAGGAUGAGGGCUACUACCGGUGUCACAGAGGUUCUCCUGGUGCUAGGGGAUCUGUAAUCCCGAACUGUGGACAGAACCUUACAGUGCUAACGGCUACAACAGUGUACACUAGCCCGGGUGGAACUGCCUCUUUCUCUAUGAAACUACCCAGGCCUGGAGUGAAGGAGUUUACAGUGAGACGAUGUCCAUACUGGAUGGAUGACCUGGCAGAUGGGUCAGAAGUGUUCCGUGUAACCGACUACAGCAGCGUGGUGACAGCCAGGGAAUACGAGUCCAGGGCAUUGUUUACAGGGCACAUCACAUCAUCAGGAGCUGGAGUCUUCGGUUUCGUCUUACACAAUGUCGACAUGUGGUUUAAAGAAGGAGAUUACUUUGGUGUUACUAACCAAUCUGGGUCUGGAGAGUCCGUUGGUGGACAAAGACUUGUAGUUCUGAAAACUCAAAUCCCGUAUAUUGUGGCCUCGUACGGACGUCGGCCGGGAAGCAUCAGCUUGUCCUGUCACGUGAUCUGCCAAGAAGACAACCAGGAAUGUCCCCCGGAAGUGUCGGUGACCUGGAGGAAGAAUGGGGUGGUGCUGGCUGAGGGAUAUCAUAAGGCUGUGGAAACCUGGGGGUGGGAGAAUAAUAUCUGCAGCUACUACAGCACGCUGUAUGUGAGACAGUGGAAGCCAGGGGAGAGAUACGAGUGUCACGGUGUGGUGGAACACACACUAGUCUCAGGGUGGAGUGAGGAGUAUGUCGUGGAGUCAGUGUGGCCGGACAGUGACACAAAGUACACAGUAGCACGUGAAGGGAACAACGUCACGCUCUCGUGGUACAUGCCUCUGUUCGGGCGCAGUGUUUCUGUUAAGAGCCCGGAUUAUAUAAACUUGUUUUCUAUGGAGCUGACUAAUAUCUUUGUAACAAAGACGUACUAUCCACGGUUGAAGAUUCUGGGUGUCGUCACCUUGCCUGCUGCUGUCGUUGUGAGGUUGAAACUCAACAACGUUACUGUCGCUGAUGCUGGCGUAUACGUCUGUGAACAAACUAGAACUCCGCGGUGGAAACACACCCUGUUUGUGUCAAGAACACCAACGACUCCUAUAAUGGCUUACUCCGAGUUUCAACAGAUGACGCUCCUGACAUGCUUGUCGAGAUCACGGACACUUCCUGAAGAUUAUCCUACGAGACUGUCCUACAGAUGGCGUACAGAAGGUCCUGGUCGUGAGGGCCAGGUGAAGGAAGGGCCUUCUUUACUAAUCAGUAAGGAGGAUACUGGCACCACACACUUGUGUCAAACUGACGAAGAUGGUGCGGUAACGACCUGGACCUCUGACCGACCUCUGUAUGAACUCUUCAUCACUGACCUGACCGUGAAUGACCAGGAAACUGUGGUGAUGGACGACAACGGGACGCUCAGAUUCACGUGCAGGGUCACAGGCUACCCCCGAGCUACAGUCUCCUACAUCGUGAACCACGACAAUGGAGAAACACAUGCUCUGUCUGAUUGGCGUCACGACGUCACCAUCAGCAGCAUCAACUCCUCCUAUCAUGGACAAUACACGUGUGCAGCAUCCAACAUGAUGGGAGUCACCCAUGGAGAUGACCAUCCUGUAUUUGUUAAAGUCAAAUCGAGUCCAGUAAGAAUGGACUCCGACACAGAUUCCCUAACAGUGCGUUACAACAAACACGACAUGACUGGGACGUUUGUCAUCCGGGCUUACCCAGAACCAAAGUUUGACAAGAUGUACUUCUCAAGGAAUGAAAACACGAUUGUGGACAUUUCAAAUCGACAAAGACCUAAACUCUCCGUGGUCCCUGUUAAAGACAACUUGUUCAGGUUCACGUUCACAAUCACCAGAGUGCUGAAGGCUGAACUGGGAACAUACAAAGUUUCCAUUGGCAACGAGAUGGGGUCAGUUGAUGUCUUCAUCCGGCUGCUGGAUGGAGACACGGGAGCGACAAAGAGGAAUCUGUACGUCAUCAUGAGCCCUCUGUUGAUCGUACUUGCCGCGAUAGUGCUGCUUUCAGUCUUCUUGUUGCCUCGGAGACGACAAAAGAAACCGAGAGUAUCAAGCAUUCCCCCUGUGACAGAUGAAUGCAUGGGCGGUAUUGGAUUGCAAACAUUCUCUCCCAGCGACAGCCGCGAUGUUGAAGCCAUCACUGAUGAUGACGGUGUUCAGCACGAUACCGCUGUUGGUCACCAGGGACCAAACUAAGAUGUGUCAACACAUAAUAACGUGGAAGACAUCCCCCUUGGUGAUGUUGCGUCUUCACCCGGACACCUGGAUGUAGAACUGUAAUAACUGUGAUGUUGGGUGGCUUAUGUACCAAUCUUCAGACAUUUCAGAUAUUCCCAUCCAGUAAUAUCAUUUAGCACAGGCUAUUGAAAGGGUCCUUUUGGCGAAAUAUAUAAUUAUAUAUAUAUAUGUAAAUAUAAUUAUCAUUAUAUACAUAUGUGUGUGUGUGUGUGUGCGUGUGUGCGUGCGUGCGUGCGUGCAUUUUUGUGUUAAGAAGGCUGAUUUUAGAGAUUAUCAGAAACGUUUCCAAAAUUUAGUCUUCCAACUAAGCUGAUUUUCUUUGGACACAUCGAUACAACCAGUACAAACAGUUUCAGAAAAUUAUGCCGCGUUAACAACUCAUACGUGUUCCUGGGAAAGUGCAAAAAGUGUCGUUUUAAAUCUGAUUUUGACACAUUUGUCUAUUGGCUCAUAUCAGAAGCCCAAAGAGAAAUAUGCAUGGCAGGGUGUCUGAAGUUUAAACAAACUGACUGACUGACUGACUGAGUAUGGUUUUACGCCGAUUUUAGCAAUAUUCCAGCAACAUCACGGCGGGGAACUCCAGAAAUGGGCU
This is a messenger RNA of Haliotis rubra (blacklip abalone), 6681 nucleotides long. RefSeq lists its product as uncharacterized. The coding region runs from base 33 to 6047 and encodes 2004 amino acids. Lineage: Eukaryota; Metazoa; Mollusca; Gastropoda; Lepetellida; Haliotidae. The transcript is spliced from 28 exons. The record is from RefSeq and is a predicted model, not a curated record. Gene Ontology annotation, molecular function: serine-type endopeptidase activity.